This is a messenger RNA of Megalops cyprinoides (Indo-Pacific tarpon), 2705 nucleotides long. RefSeq names its product polymerase (DNA directed) kappa (gene polk). Gene Ontology annotation, cellular component: nucleus. The transcript is spliced from 13 exons. Gene Ontology annotation, molecular function: damaged DNA binding; DNA-directed DNA polymerase activity. Gene Ontology annotation, biological process: error-prone translesion synthesis. The record is from RefSeq and is a predicted model, not a curated record. NCBI's taxonomy places the organism in Eukaryota, Metazoa, Chordata, Actinopteri, Elopiformes, Megalopidae. The coding region runs from base 144 to 2705 and encodes 853 amino acids.
GCUAAGGUAGCUAGCUAGCUAACUCAAUGGGAAAUUAUGCUUAUUUAACAAGAAUAAUUAGCGAGCAAUUCGCCUAACGAACAUGAAAUGGUGUUUGUUAAAAGCUAGAAUCAGCAGAAGAGGUGUUACUACAUAGCUAAAGGAUGGAGCUGCCAGAGGAGACCACCUGCACAGGGGUGGGUUUCCUCUCCCGGAUGGGCCUCAAUGACAACAAGGCUGGUAUGGAGGGUCUAGACAGGGACAAGAUCAACAAGAUCAUCCUAGAGGUUUCCAAGGGGUCGAGGUUUUAUGAGAACGAGCUGAAGAAGGACCGGCAGGUGAACCAGCGCAUUGAGAGGAUGCUGCAGCAGAAAGCCCAGAUCACCGAGCAGCAGCUCGGGAAGGCGCAAGUACAGGUGGAGAAGAUGGCCGCCGAUCUGGAGAGGGGGCGGGAGUUGGGGCGCGUCAUCGUGCACGUGGACAUGGACGCUUUCUACGCCGCGGUGGAGAUGAGAGACUGCCCCGAGCUGAAGGACAAGCCCAUGGCUGUGGGUUCCAAUAGCAUGCUGUCAACUUCUAAUUACCACGCCCGCAAGUUCGGCGUUCGUGCGGCCAUGCCAGGCUUCAUUGCCAAGAAGCUGUGUCCCGGCCUGGUCAUCGUGCCGCCAAACUUCGACAAGUACAGAGCGGUGAGCGCCGAGGUGCGGGAGAUCUUCGCCGACUACGACCCCAAUUUCCUGGCAGUGAGUCUGGACGAGGCGUACCUGGACAUCAGCGAGCAUGUGGCGCAGAGGCGGGGCUGGCCCGAGUCCGUGAGGACGCACCCCGUCCGAGCGGCAGAGGAGGGUGACGGGAAGGGGCCGCCGGGCGAGGGGGACGCCGACAGCCUGUCCCCGGUCCUGUUCGAGGACAGCCCCUCGUCGUCCCCCGCCGGGCGGGGCGCGGGGCGCGCCGUGGUGUUUGGGACGUGCGCGGAGGAGGCGGUGAGGGAGAUGCGCUUCCGGAUUGAGCAGAGGACCACCCUGACCGCCAGCGCAGGCAUCGCCCCCAACUCCAUGCUGGCCAAGGUGUGCAGUGACAAGAACAAACCCAACGGGCAGUACCGGAUCCCGGCUGAACGGCAGACGGUGCUGGACUUUAUCCAGGACCUCCCCAUCCGCAAGGUGCCAGGCAUAGGGAAGGUGACCGAGAAGAUGCUGGGAGCUCUGGGGAUCACCAGCUGUUCCCAGCUCCGCCAGAAGGUGGCGCUCCUCUCCCUGCUUUUCUCUGAAACCUCCUGGCAUCAUUUCCUGCAGAUUUCCCUGGGUUUGGGCUCCACACACAUUGAAAGGGAUGGUGAGAGGAAAAGCAUGAGCACGGAAAGGACGUUCGGGGAGAUGAGCAGCGCUGAGGAGCAGUACGAGCUGUGCAGGGAGCUGUGUCGAGACCUGGCCCAGGACCUGCAGAAGGAAGGCCUUAAGGGCAAGACGGUGACGGUUAAGCUGAAGAACGUGAACUUUGAGGUGAAGACCAGAGCCUCGACCGUGUCUGCAGUGGUGUCCAGUGAGGAGGAGAUCUUUGCUGUCGCUAAGGAUCUCCUGAAGACCGAGAUCGAGAACGCCAGCCCCCAGCCGCUUAGACUGAGGCUCAUGGGGGUUCGAGUGUCUGGAUUCGUCAGCUCUGAGGACAGGAAGCCCCUGCAGAAGAGUAUCAUCGGCUUCCUGCAGUCAGGCCGGUCGGAGACAUGCGGGGCCACUCAGCCGGCCGGUCAGGUGCCCAGAGCUGCUCCAGCCAAUCAGGAGGAGCCUUCUAGGCCCCUGGAUGUGGAGAUUAUGAAACAGGGUGAUGCCUCCGCUAGCGUGGUCCAGGAGACCAGACCUGACCCGGUGAAACCGGAGGGGGUGGCUACAAUCCUCAGCCGGCCCAAGGCGGAGUCCUUCUUCCAGAUGAUGCACGCCCAGAGGCUUCAGAUGCAGGAGGACGCCCAGGGGCGGGGAGACGGCCCCGUCCCGCCACGGGACGAGCAGCCCACCACCUCCCGAUCCCCAGAGGGGGCCUUCACCUGCCCCGUGUGCUUCCGGGAGCAGGCGUCCACCGAUCUGGGCAGCUUCAACAGACACGUGGACGAGUGCCUCAGCGGCGUCUCCGCCGGACAGGGCGACCUGGACACGGACCCAGAGACGGGGGUGGGCACAGGGGACGAGGACAGCUGCUCUCUGGACGCAUGGGUCCGAAUCCAACCAGCCGCCGCUUUGAACGAAGCCGGUGCCAAGGCAGGGAGCGGCACCAUAAAGACCUUCUUUGAAAAGCGCACCCACAGUCCUGUUAAGAUUAACAAGGAGACUUCAGUGAAUGGUGCCUGCACGCUGAAUAGGCCGGGCUUGAAAUCUGUCGACAACAGCAAAGCUGGCUCCCAUACCUUCUUCCCAUUAGAUUCCAUAAAUGAGAAUUCAAGCGCAGUCGACCGUCCCUCUAACGAGACGGUCGAUGGCCAGGGGGGACGGAGCACGGAAAGCAGGUCUCCUGGGAGGACGCUGGGCUCCCCGGGCCCCGCCCUCACCUGCCCCGUGUGUAACCAGCAGCAGGACACCAGCGACCUGGCCCUCUUCAACAGCCACGUGGACCUGUGCCUCAACCAGAGCGUCCUGCUGGAGCUCAGGGGAGCGGCGGUCUCUCACAACUCCAACAUCGCGCCAGGCGCUAAGGUCAAAGGUCAGUGUUUGUAUAGCUACAGCAAAAUGAGCUAA